This is a messenger RNA of Diachasma alloeum, 3104 nucleotides long. Its product is annotated as solute carrier family 35 member F5. Gene Ontology annotation, cellular component: membrane. The coding region runs from base 301 to 1740 and encodes 479 amino acids. Lineage: Eukaryota; Metazoa; Arthropoda; Insecta; Hymenoptera; Braconidae. The transcript has 6 exons. Gene Ontology annotation, biological process: regulation of peptide transport. The record is from RefSeq and is a predicted model, not a curated record.
GUUACCCGUGUUAUGCCGUGGAACAAUAGGCCACGCGUGCGGUGAGAGAAUUUCUCCCGAGAUAAAGUGAAAAUACGGUGGACAGGUGCAUUCUCGCCUUAUCAGCGUGUCAGCCGGUGGUCACAGGGACACUUGCGCCUGCUAAUCGACCCGACCACGGGGUAAAAGGGGCUCAUUAGGAUGUAGACAAUGCGAUUGAUCAAUUAUGACAUAACUGGUGUCAGCGGCUAUUACUCGGACGAGAUGCAGCACACUAAUGAAUUGUAAUUACUCGUAAUCGAUAAUCGACGAGAAGAACUGAUGAGUUGCUCGGUGGAAUUGAGGCAGAGACGGCAGACAGGGAUGACGGAGGAUCCCCACAGAUUAGCAGCCAUGAUGAACAAGUCCCAGAGGCUGGUACUGGGGCUUCUCGUUCUGCUCCUUGUGGAUAUUAUUUGGGUAUCCAGCUCCGAACUGACUAAGUACGUCUACAAAGAAGCAUCAUUCGAGAAGCCAUUCUUCAGCACCUACGUGAACACCUCAAUGUUCACCCUCUACCUCCUGGGCUUGUGCUUCUGGCCCCCCUGGAGAGAUCAGUGCAACAAGCCCACAACGUACAUGUUCAUAGAUCCAAAUGCCGAGGACGACAACUUCUACUCGGAAGCCAACACCAGCCUCAGUGAUCCCACAUUCGUUCCAAUAAAGAAGCCAGAUCACUACGACAGAUCCUCAGGAACUGAGAGCGAUGAUUCCUCGAUUCGUGGAGUGCGUUUCAGCAAAUUGGCGGAGGUGAGACACAUGUCUGAGAGCGACGCCACUGAGGCUCUUCUUGCCAGGCUGAGUUAUCAGGCCAGUGUCAGGGCUGGAGAACAUGCCAGGAGGCAGGCUCACAAGUUCUCGGUCCAGAAGGUCGCCAAGAUUGCUCUCAUGUUCUGCUUCCUCUUAUUCCUGGCAAACUACACAUUCCAAAUUUCUCUCGCUGAAACCGAAGCUGGAAUCGUGACAGUAUUAUCGUCAACCUCGAGUCUCUUCACCCUAUUUCUAGCCACAUUUUUUCCAAGCAACAGUGGUGACAAGUUCACCGUUUCAAAACUCGUGGCUGUGGCAGUUAGCAUCUUUGGUCUCGUGUUGGUGGGACUUUCUGACAUGCACAUGGAGAGCAAGGGCGUACCACCGGGCAUAAUAUUGGCUCUAGUCAGUGCAUUUUUUUACGCAACUUACAUUGUUUUUCUGAAGAGAAAAGUCGACCAUGAGGAUCGCAUGGACAUUCCAAUGUUCUUUGGUUUCGUUGGACUAUUCAACUUGACUCUCCUCUGGCCAUUGUUUUUUAUCCUUCAUUACGGGCAUUGGGAGGAGUUCGAGUGGCCCAAUAGCCACCAGUGGACGUUUCUCAUUAUCAAUGGACUUAUUGGGACUGUACUUAGUGAAGUGUUGUGGUUGUGGGGCUGUUUUCUGACGUCUUCUCUGCUAGCAACACUAGCUGUCAGCCUGUCAAUGCCCAUGUCAAUGAUUGCCGAUGUACUUCUCAAGAAAGUUGAAUACUCGUGUAUUUUCUAUCUCGGCAUGGUACCCAUGGUGCUUGCAUUCAUAACAGUAUCGUUACUGUCGCAUUAUGAUAACUGGGAUCCUGUCAUGGAUUUGAUCAAGAGCUUUUACUCUUGGUUGUUUAAGAAGAGCCGAACAAUGAGGAUACCAGAUUUAGAAGCUGAACAAACUGAAUCUCUCAUCGGUAUUAACCACGGCGAAGACCACGAGGCUUAACACGACAAUAAAAUUCUACGUGAGAGAAAUCAAUUAGCCCCUAGGUGCAUAAUUGAAGUCCACUUCGUUUAAAUUUCCACCCGGUUUAUCGAUAUUCUCUGAUUUAUCAGCAUAAUAACUGCAUUUAGUUCCGAUAAUUUAACGAAUCAGCAGCAUAAAGAGUAGGUGGUAAUUAUCAAUGUGAUUUUGAGUAAUUGUUUCGAAUUAUUCAGGAGCAGAUGCAUAUCCCCGAGUUUGAGUACUAGUUUCUUUUCAUUAUUUUGUUGAGUGAGAAUUUAUGACACUGUUUAGUAUUCCAGUACUUACAAGAAUUUAAUUUAGGAUUGCAACGCAGAUUUACAUUAGAUAAUUAAUUGUAAUUACUUGAAGACACUGUCAGUGAGAUAUUUAUGUAAUUCUUCGAGGGAAUGAUCAAAAUAAUUGUUGCUAAUCCAGACCAAGAUUUCUAAAUUGAUUGAGUAACCGAAUUUAAGGUGUUAAUUAAUGUUUUAAUGGUGAAUUCAGUAUGAGGAAGUGGGAAAAUGUAAAAAGGAGAGAAACAUGUUUUUUGCAUCUUGUUGAAUGUUGAUUUUAGAGACAAAUGUCGUUCCCUAGGUGAAUAAACAAUUGCAGAAGACGAAUUGAAAUUUUUACAUUUUGCCACUUUCCCAGAGAAUUAUUUUAAUAACGUCACAACUGUCAUUGAAUUUAAGGAAUUCAAUCGGCUCUCCAUAAAUUGUCUGUAAAAUCUAGUCAAUGAGAAAAAAUCCAAAAUAAUAGCUGAAAAAAAAAUCAUCUGAAUGUAUUGUGACGUCGAGGAAGAUAUUUUUCUACAAUUGGUAAUGAAUUUUCGAUUGAAAAAUAUUUUAAAAAUAAUUAGAGACGAGAGACAUCAAUGUACAACUCUACUUUUAAUCGAUCAUUUGAGACUGCUUGAUUUUUCGCCUUCCUUGGAAGACUAAAGAUUGCUCGCACAAUAAAAAAUAAUUGAAACAACAAAAGAACAAAAAAAAUGAUAAAUGAUAAGAGAAGCGGUGAAAGUCAUUUCUGCUAACAAAUACGAUUGUUUUCACAGUUUUUUGAUGGAUUUAAUUUUCAACAAUUGAAUAAUUGUAUUUCUAAUGGAACUUUAUCAUUACGAUGCUUCUUGUUGUGAUAUAAGAAUUAUUAAAAGAGUAAGAGAAUUAUCUAAAAGUAGGAGACUAAAAGUAGACUCAAGACGUCAAUGUUAAUUUGAAGAUAAUGAAGAAUGAGACGGAGAAUUGUAUGAGAAAUACCAUUCCUAGGAUUUAGAGUUUAUCGUUCCUAAAUAUACCUGUAAAUUUAUUGUAAAUAUACUUAUUGCAUUGUUGAGAAAAGAAAUAUAGUAAGAUUAUACGAGUAAA